This is a messenger RNA of Marmota flaviventris (yellow-bellied marmot), 3772 nucleotides long. RefSeq names its product charged multivesicular body protein 2B (gene Chmp2b). Gene Ontology annotation, biological process: vacuolar transport. Lineage: Eukaryota; Metazoa; Chordata; Mammalia; Rodentia; Sciuridae. The record is from RefSeq and is a predicted model, not a curated record.
AGAAGUGACUUCUCCAAAAAGUGUCUUAGUUCCCGGUCACCUGAGCUCCCCGCGACGCGGCUGCGGUAGCCUCGCGGAUACACGCCCUCCACGGGUCCUGCGUGUCGACCCUGCCCUUGUCCUUUUGCUCGGUCGCUCCGCCACCCCGAGCCCUCCAAAGGCCUGUCCUUUCCCUUCUUGCCUUUCCUAGUCUCGGGCCGGACCGGGCCGAGCCGGGCCGCCCGGGCGCGGUCCCCAACCAUGGCGUCCCUCUUCAAGAAGAAAACAGUGGAUGAUGUAAUAAAGGAACAGAAUCGUGAGUUACGAGGUACACAGAGGGCUAUAAUCAGAGAUCGAGCAGCUUUAGAGAAGCAGGAAAAACAGCUGGAAUUAGAAAUUAAGAAAAUGGCAAAGAUUGGUAAUAAAGAAGCUUGCAGGGUUUUAGCCAAACAGCUUGUACAUCUACGGAAACAGAAAACAAGAACUUUUGCUGUAAGUUCAAAGGUCACUUCUAUGUCCACACAAACGAAAGUGAUGAAUUCCCAGAUGAAGAUGGCUGGAGCAAUGUCUACCACAGCAAAGACAAUGCAGGCAGUUAACAAGAAAAUGGAUCCACAAAAGACAUUACAAACAAUGCAGAAUUUCCAGAAGGAAAACAUGAAAAUGGAAAUGACUGAAGAAAUGAUCAACGACACACUUGAUGACAUCUUUGAUGGCUCUGAUGAUGAAGAAGAAAGCCAGGAUAUUGUGAAUCAAGUUCUUGAUGAAAUUGGAAUUGAAAUCUCUGGAAAGAUGGCCAAAGCUCCGUCAGCUGCCCGAAGUUUACCAUCUGCCUCUACUUCAAAGGCUACAAUCUCCGAUGAAGAGAUUGAACGACAACUCAAAGCCUUAGGAGUAGAUUAAUCAAAAAGUCAUGAUAUUUUUGUGUACUGAUUUAGUAUAAAGCAAGCACAGUGCAGAUUCCUUUUACAAAAACACAUUUAUUUUGCAAAAAUGAAAACCAUGAGUGAACAGUUGUUUCCUAACCCAUGGCCAUUUUGAGUCUUGCCAAAGAAUAACAAUGAUGCAAAAAUGGAAACAGUUUGAAUUUUAAUUAGAACUAUUUAGGAGUGAUGAUGUGUAAAACUGGAUUUCUUUUCUGCAUGGCAUAGAGAAAUUAUAACUAUUACUUAGUGUCUGUUUAUGUUCUAAAUCUUUUUACACUGAAUACAAAAUUCUUGUUAAAUGCCACUAGGCACCAACUUAAGGAAAGAGACUUGUAAAAAUAUUAAAAGUAUGUCGUUAAUUCUGUAUCUGUUGCUUGUCCUUUGUAAAUGAUUAUGUGUUAUGACCAUAGGCAGUUCAUCUGCCAAAUUAUUUUUAAAUGAUCAAAAAGAACAGUGCUGUUUCAACAUCUGUCUUAAAACUGCCAUGAGGUUUUCUUUCCUUUUUUUUUUUUUUUUCCUUUGGGAGAACAUUCUAGUUGGUAAGUUUAUUACCUUUCAAAAUGUGCUUGGGACCUGCCUUAAACAGCACAAACAUAUUGUGCUCAUCUUUAAAUUAUUUUACCUGGCAGAAAAGAAUUUCAUUUUAAACUAAAAAUUGAGGCCUCUUGUAACAGUUUUGCAGGCUCUCUUCUAAACCUUAUGAAAGUGAACUAAAUAUAAUAGAAACAAAGACACUGAAUUCAUAAUGCUUCAUAGUAAUCCAUAGUAUAUUUUUGUCUUUCUUCCAAGAACUGAGAUUUUCUCCAUGUAACUUAAUUUCUGUUUAAUUUAAAUUGAAUUAAUGUAUAUUCUAAUGUAUACUCUAAAUUGAAGGCAUUAUUCUUAAUGAAGUACAACUAUACAACUACUAUGACAAUACUUGACCUAAACUUUUAAAAUAAAAUCUUAACUUUUUUUGGGUGGGUUGGUGGUAAAUAAACAACUUUGUCAGAAAUGAUUGCCUAUAUGUGUAUUACUAUGUUAGCAUUCUCUGAGGUGUAAUUGCUAUGGUAUUUUAUGUAUACAGAGAAUAAGAGAACAAUAGUUAGAAUUUUUAAUUUGGUUAGUUUUGAAAAUAAUGUUACAAUAUAUGGAUUCUGACACAUCCAACCACAAAAACUCUGGAGUUGUUUAUGUAUAACUUGGUGGAUUUGGGGUGGUGGACAUUUGGCCUGAUGUUGGCAAAGUCACAUUUUAGGACUAGUAUACAUGUACUGUGUGGAUUGUGGAAGGAACAGAAAACUAAGCCAUCUAAGUUUAGAAUCCAUCAAUUAUACUGUGUUUACUAAGAACAUAUUCACAAUUUCCCUGAAGAGAGAUGAGUCAAAACAAUUUACUGGAUUAUGGAAUGUUGACCCAGAACAUGUUUUGGUUCUUGAAUGUACAUAAUAAUGCCAUUUAACUUUAAUUUCUUGUUUACAUGUGGGGGCUUUUGGUUUUUUUAAACUAUUUUGUUAAAAAAAACUGAAUAAAGAUUUAUUACUGUUAUCCUUUUUUAAAAAAAAACUCUCUUUUACUCUGUUUUUGGCUUCUGCUAAAAUUAGAAUUCUUAUGAUGUUUGGUAAUUUUCAAAAGAGUGCUUUUUAUUAUUUUCUUGGAAGGAAAGUGGAAAACUCUGCUACAUAACAUUUUCACAACAAAACAAAUUGUCUUUUUAAGAAUUAGCAUUUGGUACAGGAUUGAUGUUUGUGAAUGGAGUAAGCCUAAGAAGUGGUGGUUUCAUGUUAAAUUAUUCUGAUAAUCUCUUACUGGAGUUUCCAAGGACUAAAUUUUAAGUUUUAUAUUUAAGCUCAUAAUUCUUGCGAUUGCUUUCAUUUCUGUUAAAUGUGGAUACCACAGAAUUUUGGACUCAAAACAGAGUAUACUCCAUUCUGACUUGGCUACAUAUAUAAAAUGCUUUGGGUGGCAUAUUUAUGAUCACAAUAAAUUUGUAAUGUUACUCUAUCUUUUACGAAAUAUUGAAAGUUCCUUUUGGACCUUUGAGGAGCAAGAUAUUUUAUAGAUUGAGCUUAAUGAAUGUUGAUUAUUUAUUUAUUUUUUAAACCCUGUUCUCUGUAACUUGGUAAUAGGAUUUUUUUUUUUUUUUAAACAUUUAUAUUCAAGCUGCAAGGGGUUGCCAAUAGAGAGGGCAGAAUAAUAACAGCAAAAUCUCUGGUACCAAAUGGGAAGCAGUGCAAUGUCACAUUUUGUUACCAGAUGUAAAUGUCAUGGAUGGAGGAGAUUUGAGAGUACCAGAGAACUGGAAUGUGGGGGUAUGAAAAUGUCAGUACACGUGAUGAUAACACCUGGUAUUAGGAAACAAAAUGACCAUCUGUCAGGAUGAUUGUGUUACACAGACUGUACUUUAUACUCUUAAGAUGAGUGCCUGGUUAUGGCAGGAGCUAGUGGAAAGGGCCUCAGGAUUUUGACACUAUAGAACAGGAGUAGGAAGCCAGCUUUGUGUUAUUUGACCCACACUGUGAUUUUAUAUUUUGUUACUCCCAUUUGAAUGCCAAUAGGAGCCUGUACUCCCCCUUUGGCCAAAAGUACAUUCCCUACAUCCACUUGUCCCACUUCUAGCCUGAUGCUUGUGGACCUAAUUUAAAUAUAUUCCACUAUUUUAGAUACUUCUAUGUCAAAACAAGAUUUGUCCCAGUAUGAAAAGGAGUGACUUUCUUCUUUGAUGCCGCUACUCUGCACAAAAAUGUUUCUCAGCUGCAGAAAAAGAUCAGCCUUCUUAUAUCUUCUCUAUCAGCCAUUCUUCUAACCCUAGUUCCUUGAGUCAAUUGAAUUGAGUUCCUGUCAUGUAUAACUAAAAACAACAAAUAAAAUUUUUUUAAAAAAGCAAA